AUGUUCUUGUUCUUGCGACGAUCCAAUAUUGUGUUUCCUCGCUCAAUCUGCGAGAUAACAAUCUGGGGUCGGGGUUUCGAUAUAUAUGCAAUUUUCUUUGUAAGAAUUAGCGCCCAUCCCCCCUUUCCCUUUUUUGUUUUCCAUUUUCUCUGAUAUCCAACUUUUGGGAAUGCCAAGGACAACGUGGCUAUUUGGGAUUGUUUUCUCACUAUUAGGUCAUUGGGUCCUUCAGUGGAUCUUCUGCUUUCUGGGCUUUUUGGCUUCCGCGGCCUCUUCUAUGUUUUUUCACUAAUUUUAGGUGCCCUGCAUGUCCUUCGCAUAUUGAGAAAAUACUUUUGUGAAAUUUCAAAUUGAUUAGCCGAUGAAGAACUCGAAAUAUUUUCUUCAGGUAGAAGUAAGAAGGGAUAUUCGGUAUUUUUUUGGGUUGAUCCAACAGUUGAAUCGCUGACCCUUGACUCGGUUUGUUUUCUGGUUUAUGGAUCAAUGCACUGUCACGUACACGUUAACCUUUUUGAAUCAAACUUCAAACUAGGCAAUUCUGUGCAAUUAUGGAUGUUGGAGCUCAUGAUACAGGAUGCAGUUUUGCUUAUGGCCUUUCUGAUAAUGUGGCAUCGUAAAAUGGGGUUAGAUUGAGAUGGGGCAUUGUCGCUUGGAUGUGUUAUUGUGAGCUUCUACAUAUAGGAGAAGAAAGGUGGGCACACCAAUGGCAGAAAGCCAACCUGCAGAGUGCAGUGAACUUGGGGAGGAGGCUGUGGCUGUUAGACAAGUGUGUGCAAAUGGACUUUCCAUGAAAACUUCUGAUGUCGAAGCAAAGCUUAACGAAGGAAAUAUUGAAGAGGCAGAAUCUUCAUUGCGAGAAGGCUUAUCUCUCAAUUCCGAGGAAGCUCGAGCUCUUCUUGGAAGGCUGGAGUAUCAAAGGGGAAAUGUGGAAGGUGCCCUUCGUGUUUUUGAUGGUAUUGAUCUUCAAGUAGCUAUACAGAGGUUUCAACCGCUUGCUGAUAAACAACCCUCUAAAAAGGGUCGUUCACGCACCGAAUCAGUGCAAAAUACCUCUCAGCAUGCUGCGAAUCUGGUGCUUGAGGCUAUAUAUUUGAAAGCCAAGUCUCUUCAAAAGCUUGGAAGAAUAACUGAGGCUGCUCAUGAGUGUAAAAAUGUGCUUGAUGCGGUGGAGAAGAUAUUCUCAAACGGAAUACCUGAUGUGCUAGUUGACAAUAGGUUGCAAGAGACAGUUAGCCGUGCUGUGGAGCUCCUCCCAGAACUCUGGAAGCAGGCCGGUCGCUAUAAUGAAGCAAUGUCUGCUUACCGACGAGCUCUCCUUAGUCAGUGGAAUCUUGAAAAUGAUUGUUGUGCUAGAAUUCAGAAAGGAUUUGCCGUGUUUUUGCUAUAUAGUGGAGUUGAGGCUACCCCGCCUAGUUUAGCUGUUCAAAUUGAUGGUUCAUAUGUACCUAGAAACAGUUUGGAAGAGGCAAUUCUACUUCUGAUGAUUCUUAUGAGAAAGUUUUACCUUGGUAAGAUCAAAUGGGAUCCGUUAGUGAUGGAGCACCUUACAUUUGCUCUAUCGCUGUGUAGCCAGACUUCUGUUCUAGCAAAACAACUUGAAGAGGUAUUGCCUGGUGUAUUUCAUCGUGUUGAUCGUUGGAAAGCCUUGGCAUUUUCUUAUAGUGGAGCAGGACAAAACAAGGUUGCCUUGAAUCUCCUAAAAAAGUCUCUACACAUCCAUGAAAAACCAAACGACCUUAUGUCUUUAUUAUUGGCUGCUAAAAUCUGCUCUGAGGAUGCUCUUCUUGCUGCUGAGGGUGUGGGAUAUGCAAAGAGGGCUAUUGUAAAUGUUGUGGGAGUAUCUGAACAUUUAAAAGGUGUUAGCCUUAGAAUGUUAGGUCUUUGUUUGGGGAAGCAAGCCAAAAUCUCGUCUUCAGACUUUGAGAGGUCUCGUCUUCAAUCUGAGGCAUUAAAGUCUUUAGAGGGAGCUAUUUCUCUUGAGAGUGACAACCCUGACCUAAUUUUCGAGUUGGGAGUUCAGUAUGCAGAACAUCGCAAUUUGAAUGCCGCACUGCGAUAUGCAAAGCAGUUCAUUGAUGCAACAGGUGGAUCCAUACUAAGAGGUUGGAGAAUCCUUGCAUUGGUUUUGUCUGCCCAACAACGGUUUUCAGAGGCAGAAGUGGUCACUGAUGCUGCUUUAGACGAGACUACAAAAUGGGAGCAAGGACCACUUCUCAGGACAAAAGCAAAGCUGAAGGUUGCCCAGUCAUUGCCCCUGGAUGCAAUUGAAAUGUACCGUUAUCUCCUGGCAUUGGUUCAAGCCCAGAGGAAAUCAUUUGGGCCUGUCCGAAGUCUGCCUCAGAACGAAGAUGAUAAAGUCCAUGAAUUUGAAGUUUGGCAUGGUCUUGCAAACUUAUACUCCAGCCUUUCUCAUUGGAAGGAUGCAGAGACAUGCUUGGAAAAGGCUAGAGUGCUCUUUGAGUACUCUCCUGAAAUACUUCACACGGAAGGUAUUAUAUGUGAAGCACAGGGACAAAUCCAUGAAGCGUUGUCUGCUUAUACCAACGCACUUUUAAUAGAACCGGGUUAUGUGCCUUGCAAGAUCUUAAUUGCAGCUGUAAUAUCAAAGAUGGGCUCAAAGGCUUUGCCAGUGGCUAGGAGCUUACUUUCAGAUGCACUACGGAUAGAACCUGCAAAUCGCAUGGCUUGGUAUUACUUGGGAAUGGUCCACAGGGAUGAUGGAAGGGCAAGUGAUGCAUUAGACUGCUUCCAGGCAGCGUCCAUGCUUGAGGAAUCUGAUCCCGUUGAGAGCUUCAAAUCAGUUUAUUAACCGACCCGAUGGUUCUUGUUGAUUUUUUUUUUUUCUUUUUCUUGUGAUUAUUUCUUCUCCAUCUUAGUCUAAACCAUCACCGCAGUUGGCAUCCUUGCUCGUAGAUCGAUGCUUAUCACCUGGAAUGCCAUUCCUUCUAGUUUCCUCACAUAUCCACCCUGUGAUUCUGUAAAAUAGAACAGAAACAAGGAAAAGGAGAAUGGGUAAAUAGGAAACUAGGAUUUAAGGUGGUGAUGGAGAAUAUGGUUGGAAAUUAAGCAUGGAGAAGUGGUUCUCUAAGUUAUUGAAUUUGAUUAUAGAGUGGAUGAUGCCUUUUAGACAGGUUAGGACAGUGGAGUGGAGCUUGUACCCAUACCAAUGUAUUAAUUUGUUGUCUGGCCUCAGUGGCUCACACUGUAAAUGUCUUCUGUUUGUUCUACUCAGUGAAUUCUUUGGGAAAUAGAUCUCUUAUUCUUUCUCUCAGCUCA
Molecule: messenger RNA, 3276 nt
Organism: Diospyros lotus (date-plum)
Lineage: Eukaryota; Viridiplantae; Streptophyta; Magnoliopsida; Ericales; Ebenaceae
Product: protein NPG1
Exons: 6
Coding region: 704-2809 (701 amino acids)
Molecular function (GO): protein binding
Source: RefSeq, a predicted model, not a curated record